Molecule: messenger RNA, 3030 nt
Organism: Humulus lupulus (European hop)
Lineage: Eukaryota; Viridiplantae; Streptophyta; Magnoliopsida; Rosales; Cannabaceae
Product: nuclear cap-binding protein subunit 1
Exons: 19
Coding region: 93-2693 (866 amino acids)
Biological process (GO): nuclear-transcribed mRNA catabolic process, nonsense-mediated decay; mRNA export from nucleus
Cellular component (GO): nuclear cap binding complex; nucleus
Molecular function (GO): protein binding; mRNA binding; RNA cap binding
Source: RefSeq, a predicted model, not a curated record
GGCUCCGACCUGAAACAAAAACCCAUAAAAUAUUUAAAUAAACCCUUUCUAUUCCUAUACUCACUCUCUUCACUUCAAUUCAUUCACUCAAUAUGACCGCUUGGAAGAGUUUUCUCCUCCGAAUCGGCGACAAGUGCCCGGAGUACGGCACUUCCUCAGACUUCAAAGACCAUAUUGACACUUGCUCUGGGGUGCUUCGACGUGAGUUGGAGCAUUAUUCCAAUGAUGUUUUGGCCUUUCUUAUCCAGUGUGCUGAACAGCUGCCUCACAAGAUUCCUUCAUAUGGAACACUGAUUGGCUUGAUGAACUUGGAUAAUGAAGACUUUGGUAGGAAAAUAGUUGAGAGUACUCAAGCCAACUUUCAGGAGGCGUUAUACUCUGGAAAUUGCAACAGAAUUCGUAUCCUAAUGAGGUUCUUGACUGUUAUGAUGUGCAGCAAAGUUCUCCAGCCCAGCUCUCUGGUUGUUACUUUCGAAACAUUAUUAUCAUCAGCUGCUACAACAGUUGAUGAGGAGAAGGGGAAUCCAUCCUGGCAGGCCCAAGCUGACUUUUAUAUUGCAUGUAUCUUAUCUUGUCUCCCAUGGGGAGGAGCAGAACUAGUUGAGCAAGUUCCUGAGGAAAUUGAAAGAGUUAUGGUUGGGAUAGAAGCUUAUUUGAGUAUUAGAAGACAUAAUUUUGAAGCUGGUUUAUCUUUUUUUGAAGAUGAUGAUGAAAGUGAAAAAGCAAAUAAUGAUAAGGAUUUUUUGGAGGAUCUAUGGGACCGAAUACAAGCUCUAUCUAGUAAUGGAUGGAAACUUGAUAGUGUGCCUAGGCCACACCUCUCAUUUGAAGCACAGUUAGUUGCUGGAAAGUCUCAUGAGUUGGGGGCCAUCAACUGUCCUGAUCAUCCUGAUCCCCCAUCAUCAACUUCUGGUAUAAGUUAUGGUAAACAAAAGCAUGAUGCAGAGUUGAGAUAUCCUCAAAGGAUACGCAGGCUUAAUAUAUUUCCUGCAAGUAAAACUGAGGAUAUACAACCCAUAGAUCGCUUUGUCAUGGAAGAGUAUUUGCUGGAUGUGCUGUUUUUCUUCAAUGGCUGUCGUAAAGAAUGUGCUUCAUUCAUGGCUGGUCUGCCCGUGCCCUUCAGAUACGAGUAUAUUAUGGCAGAGACUAUUUUUUCUCAGUUGCUUAUGCUACCAGAACCUCCAUUCAAGCCAACAUACUACACACUGGUUAUCAUCGACCUUUGCAAGGCUCUCCCUGGGGCCUUUCCUGCAGUAGUAGCUGGUGCUGUUCGUGCUCUUUUUGAAAAAAUAGCUGAUUUAGAUAUGGAAUGUCGGACCCGACUAAUUCUCUGGUUUUCUCACCAUUUAUCAAACUUUCAGUUCAUUUGGCACUGGGAAGAGUGGGCUUAUGUUUUAGACCUGCCAAAAUGGGCCCCUCAACGUGUGUUUGUUCAGGAAAUUUUGGAAAGAGAAGUUCGUUUAUCAUACUGGGACAAAAUUAAGCAGAGUGUUGAUAAUGCCCCUGGUUUAGAAGAGUUGCUUCCUCUCAAGGGGGGGCCAAACUUUGAUUUUAGAGUUGACGAAAGUAGUGAAAAAUCCGGACUUUCUGCAGACCUAAAAAACUUGGUGAAAGGGAGAGCAACCGCUCGUGAAAUGAUUUUAUGGAUAGAAGAAAAUAUUUUUCCUGUUCAUGGAUUGGAGGUUACUCUCAAAGUGGUGGUGCAAACUCUACUUGAUGUAGGAUCUAAAAGUUUUACUCAUUUGAUUACGGUUCUGGAGAGAUAUGGGCAAGUUAUUGCAAAACUUUGUCCUGAUCAAGAUAGGCAACUCAUGUUAAUCACAGAAAUAGGUUCUUACUGGAAGAACAAUGCGCAAAUGACAGCUAUAUCAAUUGAUAGAAUGAUGGGUUACCGGCUUUUAUCUAAUUUAUCCAUUGUAAGAUGGGUAUUCUCUCCAGAAAAUAUUGAUCAAUUUCACACUUCAGAUCGUCCAUGGGAGGUCUUAAGAAAUGCAGUUAGCAAGACGUACAACCGUAUCUGUGAUCUGAGGAAAGAGAUAUUAUCUCUGAAGAAGACUAUUGUAUCAGCAGAAGAAACAGCAGUGAAGGCGAAAGCAGAAUUGGAGACUGCUGAGUCAAAGCUUACACUUGUGGAUGGUGAACCUGUUCUUGGAGAUAACCCAAUGAAGUUAAAGCGUUUAAAAUCAUAUGCUGAGAAGGCUAAAGAGGAGGAAGUGUCAAUUCGUGAGUCUUUAGAGGCUAAGGAGGCUCUUCUGGCUCGAGCUCUUGAUGAAAUUGAGGCAUUGUUCCUCUCUUUGUAUCAAAACUUCUCCAGUUUGCUAAUGGAGCGUCUGCCAGAUGCAUCCAGAGUUAGAACAUUGCAGGAACUGAAGUCUAUGUCUGCAGAUUCCAUGGCUGUUGACCUUGAAGAAUCAGCAACAAUGGAGGUGGAUGAUGAAAAUGGAAGGCCUAAAACAAGUUUUGGCAGUCGACUGAAUGGUGAGACGAAAAGCAAUGCAUAUAAUAUAGGCGAAAAAGAGCAAUGGUGUUUAUCAACUUUGGGUUAUCUCAAGGCCUUUUCAAGGCAAUAUGCUUCUGAGAUAUGGCUUCACAUUGAGAAAUUGGAGGCAGAGGUACUAACAGAAAAUGUGCAUCCCCUUAUUCGUAAAGCAAUUUAUUGCGGAUUGCGUAGUCCAAUCAGUGCCGUGGUGUAAGUUUUGCUGAUUUUGUGAUGACCUGAAGUUAAUUUCUGGUUCCUGUCAAAUGUAAAUUAGGUAGUGAAAAUUGAGGUUAGCUGCGGGAGUGUAUAAAUCGACAUGGGAACCAUAUUGUCACCUUAGUGUACAACCUUGUCGAUAUGUAACCAUGUUAAUUAUGUGAGGAUCAGUAUCUUAUGUAAACUUAACCUCUAGACACAUUUAUUUUUAGUUCUAGAAAAAAAAAGACAUUUAUUUUUAGGCAAGAAGUGACAAUUUUUUCUUUUAACGAGAGAUGUGAAACGUUUGCUAUUUUCUACAAUGUUAAAUUGCUCGCCACUUGGGAUAUUGCUCU